This is a messenger RNA of Mesorhabditis spiculigera, 2928 nucleotides long. The record is from the annotation of a GenBank genome assembly. NCBI's taxonomy places the organism in Eukaryota, Metazoa, Nematoda, Chromadorea, Rhabditida, Rhabditidae.
AUGGAUAGAUUGAGGAGAGGACCUCACACGAUCGAGUCGCUGAGAUUGGCAAUCGAGGCACUGGAUCGUCAGCAGUACCGUGCAGACGCUCCAGAACGAACGUUGUUUCAUUUAGACAACAUCGUCAACGACACUGAAAUUAGCAUUGAACUUGGUAUCCAGGCCCUGGACGAUUUCUAUCCGUUACAAGAGCCAAUUCAGCAAGCGCCUGGAAUACGUCUAGUCGAAGCCAUCAAUGAGCGUAGAACGGAAUUAAAUAAGGUCUUCCUCGAAGCGCAGCUAAUUAUGAAAAGGUCGAUAAUUCUGCUAACCGCACUAGGUUCAAAUAAGUAUUUGUGCGUACCCGCAAGCAGAGCGUUCCUGCUGUACGAGCAAGCGUCACGCCAGUCCGGAAUCCGAUUAAAUGAGCUAGCUAGAACGAUGGAAAACUUGCAAUUUCUUGUACAAACCGCCAAUAGGGCAAUUGAGGCUAAUAUAAGAGCACAGCGCCUUCAAGGCGUGAACGAAAUUCAGCUUGAAAUAAUCACGAUCGCAGCUUACCAAGCUCCACUCCUCGCUGAAGUCGCCAUGAAUCCAGCCUUUAAUGCGGCCCCGCCAGUCGGGAAUCGCGCAGCUCAGCCUGAAAAUGACUUGGUUCGUCAGAUGAUGGUACAAAUGGGUGUGAGAGACGACGAGGACUCUCUUAUGAAAAUUAUGAAGCCGUAUGACGGGAAUCCACUUCGUUGGGCAGAAUUUCAUUCGGUAUUCACGCAAGAAGUGCACGAGAAUGCAAGGCUUAAUAAUUUGCAAAAAUUGGCGAAGCUCAAAAAGGCCGUUACUGGAAAACUAGCGGCAGACUUGGAGCCAUUUAUGAUACACGACGGACAAUACGAGCCCGCCUGGGAAUUCGUGCAAGCACGCUAUGGAGAUCGAAUUAAGAUACAAAACGCGCUCGAUGCCGAAUUAAAAGCAAUUCCGGAAGCUACGUCCGAUUCCGAAUCCCUUCGCAAUACUGUCAACAAACUGAAGGUUUUGUCAGCUAGUAUGGCAGAUGUGAUCGAUGUCGAACACCCAGCUAUUCGACAGAAUAUGGAAAAGCUGAUACCUGGUGACAUCCUCAUAUUGGUCAAACGCGAUAUGGGAGCCAACAACACUACGGCUCGGUUCUUGGAAUGCCUGGAAAAGGUAGUCGAUUCAAAAGAAUAUGUCGAUUCACUGCAAAAAGGGAAAUUCCAGGCCGGCCACACCGUGCUUCAAUUCCAACCUACCUAUGAUGACGAGCAGCAGUGCCAAAAAUGGCCAUGCCCAUUUUGCGGCCUCAGAAAUCAUCGAGCGCACGAUUGCAUCGAAUACGCAUCGGUCGACGAGCGUAUUGAUCGCCUGAAAGAAAAAGAUAAGUGCCUCCGAUGUCUAAGCGGAGAGCACCGGGCCAGAGAUUGCCAACGAGAUAUUACCUGCUUCCGAUGCGGAGUCUCACAGUACUGCUCAUUGUCGCAGUGCCCAUUGCAGAUCAACGUCCUCCAGCAAAUCAUCAACAUUGCUUCUCAUGAAUUUUUGAAGGAAUAUUUGGAGAGCGGCAAGCUAUUCCUGCAUGGAAUGUGGUUCGACAUCUACUCGGGGAAUAACUAUUUGUUCAGCAAGGAUGAUAGGAGAUAUGUUUCUAUUGAGGAAAACACGGUCGAAAAACUGAUGGCCGAGCUGGAGAAACGAUGUGUCCGUCGGGUGCCAGAAAAUAGGCCAGCUGCGGCAAAAGCAUUAGAUGAAGCAAGUGGCUUGAAAAAUGAGCCAUUUUAUGCAGAAUUCUGUACAAGAUUGUAUUGGUUGGAACCAGACUCCAAAAAUACGUUACCCCGGCCUGUGGAUGGCAAAUGUGAGCCAGAACCAACAAUUGAAGCGCAACUCGAAGCAUCUGCUGAACUUGUGGAAAUCGUCGACAAAAUGAGAGAAGGAAAAGAAGUGACUGUGGAAGAGAAAUGGGUGAAGAAAGCGAUCGAGAGGAAAAUGAUUCCGGCUGAAUUCACCUCGGAGGAUGGGUUUCAACUUGACAUUACCCGGAUGAUGAAUAUUCUUCAUUCUCCAAUAUUCCGCGGAGUAUUGUCGAGAACGCGCGGCUGGCUCUCACUUCAAAACAGUCAAGAAUAUCCAUCCGAGAUGGCUGUUUAUGAAUGUGCCGGUGUAUGGAAAGAACUAUUGUUGUGGGGUAAUGAUUCGGGAGAGGAUGGGAUCAACUGUUCAUCAUUUGCAAUUCGAAAUAUACAGAAACUUUUGAAUGGAGGGACAUCCGAGGGUAGGGGAUUUGACAUCCACCGUGGCCCCUGGCAUUUCCCAUUUAUCGGCGAGAAACAGAAGGCUUUUGAGGAGAAAUAUAAUGUUCGAAUUGCUUUGAUUACACACGAAAGGGACGAGAGUACUGACCGACUUCUCAGUAUCUUCCCGUGCAACAAGCCGGAGACACUCCUCAGCUUGGGUGAUGGAUCGGAGCGAUACUUCGAGAUUUCCAUGGCUUCUCCCUUCGAUAUCGGGAAAUACGAGCAAAUGGAGUUGGGAAUCAUGGCAAAAGACGAGACAAUGAAAGUGACAUCGGAGAAGAUCAAUGAAUGGACAUACAAACGGACAAUGGAACCGGAAGAAGAGGGGGAAGAGCCAUGGAUCUGGACGGCAAACUAUCGACCGACAUUUGAUGAUAUCAAUUGUUUCCAUUGUCUCAAGGGUCCAUUACCAGAUAUGGCGGCCGCAGCAUCGGAUCCCUAUCCCGAACUUGCCCUACUUGAUGCCGAGAAUCGAAUUCUGGUCCAGACGCUAACCGACCAGAUGGUCAAUGGUGAGCCGGCCUUGAAGGAGCUUGCGGAAGAGGAUGAAGACUAUCUGCUUUACAAAGAGGAAAUUGCGCAAGAAGAAGCCCUAAAAUCUCACCCACCGGAAGAGUUUUUUUUCGAGGAUAACGAGAUA